Ahaetulla prasina is the source of this 2615-nucleotide messenger RNA. RefSeq names its product zinc finger and BTB domain containing 7C (gene ZBTB7C). Lineage: Eukaryota; Metazoa; Chordata; Lepidosauria; Squamata; Colubridae. The record is from RefSeq and is a predicted model, not a curated record. Gene Ontology annotation, molecular function: RNA polymerase II cis-regulatory region sequence-specific DNA binding; protein binding; DNA-binding transcription factor activity, RNA polymerase II-specific. Gene Ontology annotation, biological process: regulation of transcription by RNA polymerase II. The coding region runs from base 391 to 2181 and encodes 596 amino acids. The transcript is spliced from 5 exons.
GUGGGAGGGAAACUUGCGAACCGCUCCUAGAAGGGUUUAACUUUCCUCUAGCAAAUGAGAAGGAGAAGCUACAACAUUCUGUUCCAAGCACUCCGGCGAGAAUGUUUUUUUGGCAGAGGUGUUAUUAAAACCGAGCAGCACGUUUUAUGGUUGCCAGCACCAGAGGAAAAAAGGAAAAAGAAGAAUUAGCCAGUCUUCCGUCAGAACUGAAGAAGCUUCUUGGAUGAGAAGCGAAACAUCUGCGAGGAAAAACAAAGCAAGUCGCGUUGCCUCUUGGGAAAAAAGCACCUUUGGGACAACCAGGACUGGAGAAUCUCCAUGGACGCUUCAGUUUAGCUGUUGCUAAAAGUAGUGGAUUCCCUGGUGCUUCAGAGGGUUCCGCAGGAGAAUAUGGCCAAUGGCAUUGAGGACCUCAUCGGGAUCCCCUUCCCAAACCACAGCAGUGAAGUCCUUUGUGGCCUCAACGAGCAGCGGAACGAUGGACUUCUCUGCGACGUGAUUCUCCUGGUCCAAGAUCAGGAAUACCGAACCCACAAAUCUGUCCUGGCUGCUUGUAGCCAGUAUUUUAAAAAACUUUUCACCACCGGCACUUUAGCGGACCAGCCCUACAUAUACGAGAUCGACUUCGUCAAGCCCGAAGCCCUUUCGGCCAUCCUUGAGUUCGCCUACACCUCAACUCUGACCAUCACCACGGCGAACGUCAAGCACAUCCUCAACGCGGCCAAGAUGCUGGAGAUCCAGUGUGUGAUUAAUGUCUGCCUUGAAAUAAUAGAGCCUGGGGAAGCGGCGGGAGGCGAGAAGGAGGAGGAAGAAGAGGAGGAAGAGGAGGAGGAAGAGGAGGAAGAGGAGGAGGAAGAAGAAGCAGGUGACUCCGCCCAUCGGAAUCUAUCAGAUGCUCAAGACCUCAGUUGCCACCAGAGUCCUUCUAAGCCAGACCUUCCUGAGGAACCCUUCCAAGAGGCCACUGAUGUCUUCUCCACCCGAUUUCCAUCCGGCAGCUCCAAUGGCUCACUGGGUGUCAUCCGAGACUUCUCUAUUGAAUCCCUCUUAAGGGAGAACCUGUAUCCUAAAGUGACCCUUCCAGAACGCAGGCCGGUCCUGUCUCCCUUCAUGCCUGAGCUCUUCCCCCAUCUAUGGAACGGAGACUUUGGCCCCUUUGCCCAAGUGGAAGAGCAGCAGGUGGACAACACCCCCUUGGACCUGGUGAUCAAAAAGCAAAAGAUCAAGGAAGAGGAGAAAGAGGAGCCGCUGCCCACCCCUUUCCCCAACAGCCUCUUCAAGGACGUGUUCGCCAACACUGCCGCGGCCCCCUUCGGGCACAUCAAGGCCGAAAACGAUUACAGCGCCUACCUGAACUUCCUGAGCAACGCCCACUUUGGUCGAGUCUUUCCUCGCUGGCCGGAGGAAAGGAAGAUCAAACCCAAAGCUUCCCAGCAGUGCCCCAUUUGCAACAAAAUCAUCAUGGGGGCUGGGAAGCUCCCGCGGCACAUGAGGACCCACACGGGGGAGAAGCCGUAUAUGUGCAACAUCUGUGAAGUCCGGUUCACCAGGCAAGACAAGUUGAAGAUCCACAUGCGGAAGCACACAGGGGAAAGGCCGUACCUCUGCAUCCACUGCAGCGCCCGGUUCGUCCACAACUAUGACCUGAAGAACCACAUGAGGAUCCACACCGGAAUCCGUCCCUACCAGUGCAAGUUCUGCUACAAGAGCUUUACCCGCUCGGAUCACCUGCACCGCCACAUCAAGCGCCAGAGUUGCCGGAUCUCCCGACCCAGAAGAGGACGCAAGUCAGGCCCUUGGAGAGCGGCCAGCCUGCUUUUCGCCCCCACCGGACAACCGGAUGACAAGAGUUUCUUGGUGCCCCCAGCUUUGGAAGACAUGAGCGGCCACUUGGGCGGCCCCGGGCUGUGCCUUCCGGGCCCCAGCCCCUUCAUGGAAGCGGCCAAGAACAGCUUGAACCUGCAGGAGCUGGAGAACCAGUUGGAAGAAACCCAGAUGAAGCUGUUUGGGAGGACACACCUGGACCUGGAACGGAAUGGAGGCCUCUUUGCCUUCGCCCUGAGCCAUGGCGAGGGCCUCUCGGCACGGCCGUAUUUCUCUCUCCCGGAUCCUUGGGGCUCGGGGUUCAAUGGACUGGCUGCCCUCAACCCCCUGGCAUCUCUCUCUGAAGCUAGCAACUGAGUUGCCUUCUUUUCAAGGAACGGGUUGGACCCGUUCUCCAGGACUGCACCGGUUCCCAGUCAAGAAGGGAGGACAUCUUUUUUCCUUUAUAAAAGGACUGUCUUGAAAACGAAGCUUCCUUCGGAACGCUUUUCAAAACGCCCCAAAAGACAUUUCUUCUUUGCUCCAACAAAUGCAAGGGAAGAAAAACAGGAUUUCCGGCAGCAACUGCAGACUUCAUUUUUCUUGGUUUAUUAUCUUUCCGAGUGACUGUUUUACAUCUUAUUUUGCGGGGAGAGGGGGGGUUGUUUUGGAUUUUGACUUUUUGGUUUUUUUCUUUUUUUUUGGGCUGCUUUAUCUGACCCGGAGUCCUUGUAAAAUAUCCAAAGAUUCUAAAAACUGUAAAAUCCACAAGAACUGGGCUCAAAAAAAAGACCUCUCUUGCUUUUUUCCCU